ACGCCUCCUCUGGUGCAUGUUGUCGUUUCUCGUGUCUUGACCUCUGCGCCUCUUUGCCUGUCUGUGUUUGGGGAUUGCAGAAACUGCGAAUAAAGCGCUUCCUUGGAUCGUCUUGAGUCUCAACAUUUCAUCUCCUACGAUCUCGUAUUAAAGGAAGCCAUGUUUCGACGGAGAGUGCCCUUCUCUCAGAUCACCGUGGCCAUACUGCUUGGAGUCGGAAGUGGUGUUUAUAUUUACAGACCUUAUUUUGAACCGGUGCUGAAGCCCUCAGGUGAACAAAACCAGGAUGUGGCAAAGAAACCAAAUGAAACGGACUGAAAUGAUUCAUCAAUCACAGGAAAUAAGUGACAUACAGAAGCCAGAAGAAUACAUCAGAGGCUGCUAGACUAUCAGAACCGAACCGUACCAAAGGAAAGGCCAGCAUGGAUACGUGCAUGGUUGUUUGGGGUUCUUUGUAUGAUUUCUAAUGUCCAAAAUAAAGUAUUUAAUUUGA
This is a messenger RNA of Pseudoliparis swirei, 493 nucleotides long. RefSeq lists its product as uncharacterized. Bases 160 to 318 code for a protein of 52 amino acids. The transcript has 2 exons. Lineage: Eukaryota; Metazoa; Chordata; Actinopteri; Perciformes; Liparidae. The record is from RefSeq and is a predicted model, not a curated record.